GUGAGGAUGCAGCACAAUCUGCUCUGGAUGGGUUUCCUCUUUUUCAAUACGUUCUCCUGUGGACAUCCUGAAGGAAAAACUUCACUGGCGGCAGAUAGAGCUGUUCUACCAGCAGGGGGCAGUGUGACUCUGACCUGCACUGUGGAUAACCCAGGUCACUUAGACUUUCACUGGUACAGACAUGAUUUCGAGUCGUCUGCAGGUCAGAUGAUGAACCGCACAGCAGACAAAUCCCUCGUGCUCUCAAAAGGAGGUCUGUACAGCUGCAGAGGAGUAAGACUGGGAAAAGGAAAUGUGCCUUCCUACACAAGUUACAGCAACAAGGUCACUGUUCAGGAGACCCUUUCUUUUAGCGUCACCGUGACCUUGGACCAUGAUUGGGCUCGGAUUUACGUAGGAGAGACGGUCACUAUCGGCUGCGAAAUAAAGGGAGGUGAACAAAUUAACUGGACCUAUGAGUGGAAAAAAAAUCACACGUUUGAGAAACCGGGAUCAUCAAGUGGACACAGGAUCAUCAAAGCUAAACAGUCUGACAGUGGAGACAGCUGCAGAGGAAGAAGAGACAGGUUUUCCUCUACAGAGUGGAGUGAUGCUCUCUCAUUAACUGUUUCCACAAACAAUCCCAAAGCCAAUCUGACAGCAGGUUCAACAACCAUACCAGUAGGGGGCAAUGUGACCCUGAGAUGCUCAGUGAAGCCCUCUGCUGGAUGGAAAUACAGAUGGUUCAGACGAACCGAAAACACACAUGAAGUUCAACUCACUGAUAAAGAAAACAGAGAUAUUAAUGUAACACAAGGAGGAAUCUACAGAUGUCAUGGAACGAGAGAAAAGCCCUCAUUCUACAGUCGUUCAAGCAACGAGAAAAACAUUAAAAUAAUGUUUUCCAACCAGGUUUUUGUGACUCGACAACCAAACUGGCCUCAUAUCAUCAGUGGUGAGUCGAUCACUCUGACAUGUGAGAUCCAGGGAGGACAAACCACUGAGUGGACGUGUGACUGGAUGAGAAACGAGUCAAUAAUACUGAGGACAGACAGUAAACGCUGGACUUUCAUUGUCUCUGAGUCCAGCAGUGGAGACUACAAGUGUCGGUGCAGAAGAAGAGACGACUUGUUUUCUUCAACAAGGAGGAGUGAAACUAUAACAGUAGUAUCCAGUCCUGUCAGCUCUUCAUUUCCUGUCAUGCUGAUCGUUGGACCAGUCAGUGGAAUCAUUCUCAUCGUCCUCCUGCUCUUGUUGUGUCUCUGCAGACGGUCCAAAGAUUUGUGCUGCUUCAGGUUAUUUCAGUCUGAAAGCAGCAGCCAGAGUCCGGCCACUAAUCCUGGAGAGAACCAGAUUGAAAGUCAUUACAGCUCCCUGCUGCAUGGCACCAUGUCUGUGUAUGAGACAAUCCAUAACCGAGGAGCCACAGGAAACGAGAGACCUCGUGAUUCAGAAGACGGCUCAGUUUACGUGAAUGUGAGGCCAGAUAAUUACAGCUCAGCAUGAAGGAAACUGGAGUCCAGCAGCAACAGAUGCUCCAGUUUGUUCUCUGGUUAAUAAAAGCUGUGGAUAACUCUGUUGGUUUAUUCUGCAAGAGUUCAACUCUUAACAUUUGAUUUUUGUCGUUUUAUGAUGUGAUGAUCACAUUUUUGCAGCUUUACAAUGUGGCACAUGUAUUAAUGUUACAUCUCUGCAAUAGUCAAAAGUGUUUUACAUUUGCAUUUGUGUUCAAAUGUUAAUUAGCUAAAGAUGCAAACAUCUGAGGUUUGCAACAUCCCAGUGAGAAAAAAACAAAAGAUUAAAAUGACAAACUCCUUUCUUACUUAUGCAACAUUUGUAGCUUUUACAACUUUUCUGUUCAUAAUAAAUAGAAAAUUGUG
Messenger RNA from Poeciliopsis prolifica (blackstripe livebearer), 1859 nucleotides. Its product is annotated as neuroglian-like. Lineage: Eukaryota; Metazoa; Chordata; Actinopteri; Cyprinodontiformes; Poeciliidae. Bases 7 to 1485 code for a protein of 492 amino acids. The transcript has 13 exons. The record is from RefSeq and is a predicted model, not a curated record. Gene Ontology annotation, biological process: cell surface receptor signaling pathway. Gene Ontology annotation, molecular function: transmembrane signaling receptor activity.